Molecule: messenger RNA, 717 nt
Organism: Eimeria mitis
Lineage: Eukaryota; Apicomplexa; Conoidasida; Eucoccidiorida; Eimeriidae
Exons: 2
Coding region: 1-717 (238 amino acids)
Source: RefSeq, a predicted model, not a curated record
AUGGAGGCACGUGACAGCCAGGGGGAGGGGACGUCGAUACCGGCGUCUCCCUCCUCGGCUCUGCUGGGGUACAGUACCAGCCGCCCCUGCGGUGUAUCCGCCCCGAGCAGCAGCACUCCUCCUGCCAGUUCAUCUCCUAUUCUGCGGAAGUCUGACAGUUUAACAUCUCCUGUGCCGGGUUCAUCUGCUGCCGUGGCAGCAGCAGCAGCAGCAGCAGCAGCAGCGGGAGCAGCAGCAGGAGCAUCACCACCACCAACAGCAACAGGAGGAGGAGGUGGUGGUGGUGGUGGUGGUGGAGGAGGAGCAGUUCCUUGCAGCAGCAGCAGCGCCGGCAAGGAAGAUGAUCGCCGCCGAGAGUUUCAGCGUAUAAAGACUGUUUCUUUUGCAAACUUGGAUAACGUAGGAGGCGGUGUGAGUAGUCCUGCUGCUGAGGGAGAUAGUGCAGCAGGAGAUUCUGCUUUUUCUGGUGUACGGUUAGAGGGGGUUUCAUCACCAGGCCAACCCCUUACAGAUGAUGAGACAGAGCACCGCAGUUUGGUGACGAUGUGGGGUGUAUGGAACGGUGUUGCGAGUUACCGGCUGGAGGCACAGCUAGACGACAAAGAUGAAUUUCGUUCAACAGAAGAAAGCACAGCUCUUGAGGCGUGUACAGCGAUGAGCUAUUUGUAUGGUUUGCUUCCUGUUGUUAUCAUUGAUGUUGUUCUACCCUCCAGGUAA